AUGAGUGGGAAUCCCGAUGUUCUGGAGUACUAUCGGAGUGACCAUUCCAAGAAGCCUAUCCGAGUGAUUGACCUGAGUGAGGGGGAGGUGCGCAAGUAUGCGGGGCCGGACUUCAUCCGGAGGGAAUUUCAGAACGACUUCGUGUUCGUCGUCAAGACCGUCUACCGCACUUUCUACUUGGUGGCCAAGACCGAAGAGGAAAUGCAUAUCUGGGUGCACAAUAUCAGUCAGAUCUGUAACUUCGGGCAGGGGACCAACAGCACAGACUCUGCAGAGAACCUUUCACAUAUCACCUCAUCUCCUCAGCCCUCCCCAGCCGGCUCCUUCCGUGCAGCGGCGGCUCAUGGAGCCAACUCCUUUUCUCAUGCUGAUGACUCUACCACAGCUGCCUUCCCUGGUAAGGAAGCCAGAACGGACUCCGAAGCUCUCUCCUUGCCAGACUAUCUGGUUCUGGCCCACUGUGAGACAAGGAAGCUCAAUCCCAGCAGCAGAUGUGACGCCUGGUCCAAUUCCGACCGAUCCCUGGAGCAAACGUCGUCCGACGAGGUCUUCCUCGACCCCCUUCAGGCCCAGACGGCCAGUCCCAUGCUGCCCUCUCUGGGCAGCGGGAAUGGACUUCAGGAGGGGCCGUCCCCUGGCUGUGGCAACUUCGGGGGACCGUCCGGCGACGGCUCGUCACCUUUGCCUUUGCUGGCGAGCCCCUCAGCUCCCAGCUUUCAGGCGGCCAAGGGGCCGGCCAUGUUCUCCUGUGCCAUGGCAGGAGAAAACCUACCAAACACUCCACCCCCUCGUCCUCCCAAGCCCAGCCAUUUCAUGGAGCAGCGCUCCUCGGAGGAGAGGCCCCCUCUGUGGGACGGCAGCGGCGGCAGGAGGACUCAGUGGGCCGGAGUCCCCAGAAGGAUCUCCCUGUCCAGUUUAGAUGCCGUCAGAAGCUGUCGGGCUGACAGAGAAGGCAGUUCCCUGCGAUGCCACCGGGAUAAGAGGCUCAGUUUGAACUUGCCCUGCCGCUUCACCUUGCCGCCAUUCUCCCUGCCAGGCAGCUCUGAAGACAGUUAUGUCCCCAUGCACCCCAGCAUUUCCUCUGCUGGCUUGGGACCAGAAAGCAAUGCUGAUGGCUACAUUGCAAUGAACAGCCCUGAGAGACUCUCCAGCCCCCUGGCAGAACUCCCCAAAGAUCUGGAGCCGCCCCCAGUGAAUCGAGACCUGAAGCCCCGGAGGAGAUUUACUUUGGAUUUCUCCUUUCUACAGCCCCCUGUUAUGCCUAAUAUCUGGUAUACCCAAAACAAUGUGCCAGUGGGCACCUAG
Gracilinanus agilis (Agile Gracile Mouse Opossum) is the source of this 1305-nucleotide messenger RNA. RefSeq names its product GRB2 associated binding protein 3 (gene GAB3). The transcript has 6 exons. The record is from RefSeq and is a predicted model, not a curated record. The coding region runs from base 1 to 1305 and encodes 434 amino acids. Lineage: Eukaryota; Metazoa; Chordata; Mammalia; Didelphimorphia; Didelphidae.